Molecule: messenger RNA, 8175 nt
Organism: Schistosoma bovis
Lineage: Eukaryota; Metazoa; Platyhelminthes; Trematoda; Strigeidida; Schistosomatidae
Source: the annotation of a GenBank genome assembly
AUUGCAGACCUAACCAAAUCGCCGCUUGCACUAAACUACCACGUUACUUUUGAGUAGACACUUUACUGUAGGACAUUGUUUUUAUGGUAUAGAUUACCAUAAUCAUAAUCAACCUCUUAUUUUUACGUACUUCAACAUAUGAGUUUCCGUUUUUCUGGUAUAUAAGGAUUUAAGUGCCAUGUCCUCUCGAAAUAUCAUUUUAGCUUAUCAAUUGGUGACUUCGUAGUAUACUUCUAUAGAAGCAUAUUGUUCAACCGUCGAAUUAAAUAAGGUCUCUGUGAGAAAAUUAGGAGUUUUAUUUUUAAUGUUUGUACAAGUAGUCAAUGGGGCAUGUGACAGCGUUCUAUUUGCUAGCGCUCGAACAUAAGUUCAGUCCUACCUCUCUUUCCAAAUUUAUUUCACUGGAUUGUACUCCUUGAACAACAUCUUCAAACCCUAAUUUUUCUGAUUACAGCUUAUAAUUUUACUACAUCUAGCACUACGGGAUUUGAAUCGACCACUGCAUCUCUGUGCUAAUGUGGUGUGGCGACUCGAACUGGUGUACGUACGUACGAAGUUCUACGUUGUUAAUGACUGACUGACUGACUGACCUAUUUCGAUUUGCGAUUAUGUGCAUUAUCAGUAGUCUUUAUAAAACGAUUUCCUCAAAUUUAGUUGGCGCUUUUGAAUUUUAAAGGAUUAUAUAUGGUAAUAGAGCGGUUUAACUUUUGCAUUUGAUCGGCUGGAAGCGGGUCGUUUUUCUCGAGUGAUCACCGUAUACAUCGCUCAUUCUUUCGAUUAUUUUUGAUAUUUUAGACUCAAGAUCUACAGUAGUAUUUUCCUUCGGACUUUUUAUGUACAAAAAUCAGCGAUACUAUUUUAACUUCCUGUUGAUAACUAAGUACAACAAUAGAGACCAUGCAUUUCUGUCAAGUUUUUACUAUCUAUCUUAGCUCUUACCAGUUCUCCAUCUGCACCGUACUUUUUAAGACGCCAUAUGAAAUGUACAAAAAUCAAUCGCAACCAAAGAUCUGUCAAUUUUUCUUCAAGUAUUUAUUUUUAUAAUGGUGUUUUAUUUAUUCGUUCUAUGCAUUGUUUUCUAGACGGAUCUUUCGGCCUAAUCAGUGUUUUGCUUUGAACUUUAAAAAACUAAUAACUCAAUGCAACAAGUCUCUUAAAAUUCUUGGUCACAAACCACUAUUAUUUAACUAUAUUUCUUUAAGUUUUUGUCAUCCCUUGAUAUCUAGACCAUGUCAUGUUUUUGUUUUCUGAUUGCAGAAUGCCAAGAGGUUUAGUAGAAUGUUUGGUUAAAAUAACUGAGAUAUGUCUAAACGCCCAGUGCGCUCACAUACGAUUUCUAAAUCAUGCAAGAUACAACCUAAUACUCAGGUUACACUUGAACGGGUAAUAGGUUUUACGUUGAACAAUAACUGCGCAGUUGCAUUCUCUGAUAAAACUGGUCUUAUUGCUCAUGCUGCUGGGUGUGUGACAGUUCUUCAUUCAUUUGAAAAUGAACGACAACAAUUUAUACAAAGUCAAAGUCGUAAAGCCAUUACAGCAGUGGAUUUUAGUUCAGAUGGAAAAUAUUUAGCCACAGGAGAAUCAGGUCAUCAACCAAUGGUUCGACUAUGGAGUGUGUCAGAUCAUUGUCAGUUAGCUGAAUUCGGUGGUCAUCAUUUUCGUGUCGUAGCUGUACGUUUCAGCCCGAACGAUCAAUAUUUAGUUAGCGUUGGUAGUCAAGAAGAUCAUACUCUGUAUGUAUGGGAUAGACAGAGUGGACAACGAGUAGCCAGUGCAAAAGUUACAAGUCGGAUCUAUGGAAUUGCUUUCAGUCCAAUGGGACAAUUUUUUGUUACAGUUGGUGUACGUUAUGUUCGUUUUUGGUAUUUAGAAAAUAAACGCAGUAAAAUUCGUGAAACUCUACCACUUCAUGGAAGAAAUGCUAUCUUAGGCGAUAUGUUCAACAGUGUAUUUACUGAUGUAUGCUGUGUUAAUUCGUCGUCGUCGUUGUCUUCUUCUUCGCCUACUUUGUCUUCCUCUAAUCCCGGUUCUACUCAAAUUCAUUCUGCUAAAUUAAAAUCUACAGCAGGAGGCGAAGGAAAAGAUCGUGAAGAUGUAACAAAUAAUAACAGUGGUAAAAUUGCAUCAGCAUCAUCAUCACCGUCUCCAGGUAUCGGCUCUACAACAACAUCAACCACAACAUCUAAUACUUUGACAUUAGUCGUAAAUACAGCUGGUCGUUUAAUACAAUUUAAUGGUCAAAGAGAUCUAGACAAAUGGGUUGAUUUAAAAACUUCUAGAGCAAACUGUAUUUCAACAAGUGGUUCAUGGGUAACUGUUGGUUGUACCACCGGUGUUUGUCUAUUAUUUGAAGCUGAAAGUUUGCAAUUUAUAGCUAAACUUCCUUUACCUCAUUCGUUGGGUUCCAGUUUACAUCUUUUUCCAGAUGUUAUUUCAAGUGGGCUGAAUGUAAAUGAACCCAUUUACCCUGAUAUUAUUGCAAUUAAAUUGGAUUGCAUACGUAAUCGUAUAAUUUGUUUUUAUAAUGAUCAUAGCAUUCAUGUAUGGGAUAUACAUGACUUAACAACAAUCAAUAAAUGUCGAUCGCAUUAUUACCAUAGUCGAGGUAUUUGGUCAGUGGAUUGUUUACCGGAACAAUGGCGACAGAAUAAUAAUAACAUCGAUAACAAUAAUAAUACGAUUCCAUUAAAUCAUUUACAAUCUUGGUGGUCGAAUGAUAUGUUUGUCACAUGUUCUGAUGAUGGAACUAUUCGAUUUUGGAAUCUUCUUGGAAAUUGUCAGUCGACAAAAAAUAAUGUUACUGAUAAUGGAAUUAGAUUGUCAACAAGUGUUCCAGCCGAUUCAGAAUUUAUAGGAUCUACAAAGUUUGAGUGUACAGAACAACUUGCUGGCAUUAUAUACACUGAUCCAAGUCACAAAUAUCUAUGUACUAUUGAUCGUUCUUCAAUUGAAAUUACCUUGUCUAAAUUAGAAGGUGGGAUAGGUCUGUUAGGUGGACCAGGUUUUGUACCUGGUACAAAUGACCUGGGACAAAUUGAUUCUGCACUUCAAUCACCUGCAUCACCAUCACGUCCAUCAAUCAGUGAACAUUGUCAGUUGAUUUCUAGUUUAACGUCUUCACUUAAUACUGUUGGUGCUAGUAAUAAUAGUAAUACUAAUAGUAGUAAUUGUACUACUGCUACUACCAAUAUCGGACCAACUUGUGUUCGUACCAUUUGUAUAAGUCCUGAUGGUCGUCAUCUAGCAGCUGGUGAUCGUGAUGGUAGUCUACGAGUUUACUCCUUGGAGACAUUAAAAUUAUGUUAUCAGAUACCUGCUCAUGACAAUGAAAUUCUAUCGUUGAAUUUCUUUCAAUCAUAUUCAGUUCCUCAACUUUUAUUGUUAUGCUCUGCAUCACGUGAUCGUAUGAUUCAUAUAUUUGAUCCGAAUAAAGAAUAUUCUCGUGUACAAACAAUAUCUGAUCAUUCGGGUGCUAUAUUUUCUGCAAAAAUCAUUGAAACAGAUGAUGGUGAAAUUCGUUUAAUCUCUUGUGGUAUGGAUAAAUCAUUAUUAUUUAGAAUACUUGAACCUGAUGAAUCUGGUCAAACAGCACAUUUCGCACUUGAACACCAUCUAGUUGGACGUCAUUCCCAAUUAGAUGCUGCUAUUACACCAAUGUUACCUAGUUCAAUAGAAAGUCGAAUGAAUUCCACUAAUCGUAAACGUUAUCUAGCUGUUGCAUGUCAAGAUAGAAGGUUACGAAUUUAUAACGUUGUCACUGCACGUCCUGUACGAUGUUAUCGUGGAAGUUAUACUGAAGAUGGUUUUCUAGUUCGUUGUUCAAUUGACCCAACUGGAUCGCUGAUUGCAACUUCAGGUUCAGAUAAACAGUUGAAUUUAUUUCAUUUACUCACGGGUGAAUCAAUUGCUACAUUAUACGGUCAUUCAGAAUUGUGUUUAGGCUUAAAAUUUCUACCUAAUCUACGUUAUUUAAUAUCGGUUAGCGCUGAUAGUUGUAUAUUUGUUUGGCGUUUAUCAACAAAUUUAGCACAAUAUUUACAUGAACGUAUCACUACAUCAAGUAUGUUGAAAAAUAUAUUAGGCAAUUCGAUUAGUUAUCCUCAAUUAGACGGAAUUCCAUUAGAAAUAACAAAUGCAAGACUAAAAACUGGUAGAGAAGAUAAUAAUGGUUUGUUUAAUAUUAGUCGUUCCGAUUAUUAUCAUAUUCGUAAUGAUGAUAAUGAUAAUAUUGAUGUUGAUACAAAUCGAAAUAUAACAUCUCGAAAAUAUACUAGUAAACACAGCAACAGUAAUAAUAAUAGUGAUGAUGUUCUAAAUGAUUGUAACAGUAUGUUAUACAACAGUGAAAUGAAUGAAUAUGAGAAUGAUGUUGACGAUGAUAAUGAUCUCGAUAACUAUGGUGAUGAUGAUGAUGACGAUGUAACAUCAUUUAGUCAAACAAUGCCUCCAUCUGAAUGGAAUGAAUCACUUGCAGAAUAUGAUAAAAUUGAAAACUUGGAUAAUGAUGAUAUUGGUGGUGGUAAUGCUGAGGAUGAUGAUAAUCGUGGUGAAGAUAGUGAAUUUGAUGCGUUUCCUUUAGAUGAUGUAUUAUCAGUUAAUGUUACAAAUCCUAUUACUAUCCAAAUGAAUCAUUUGAUGAAUAAGCAUAUUGUAACGAAACAUAAAUCUAUUGUCGAUGAGAACAAUUCACCUAAUUGGUGUAGCAAUAAUAAUAAAAAUAUUUUGUCUGCCAAUCACUUGAUUAAAUCUCAAGUUUCCACUACCACUGCUACUAAUUGUAAUAGUAGUAGUAGUAGUACAGUUACAAAUUCUGUCAAUCAAAAUAAUAAUGGCAGUAGUAGUAGUAAUCGUAGUGGAGGAAAGAAGCCGGAAUUCUAUUUUAGCGUUAGCGCACUUCCGGCUUGGGCGCGCAGAAAGCUGAGUCGUCGUGAAUCAGUGACCAUUGUCCCAACCUCUUUGACACAGGUUUUGAAUAGUGAAUUUGAUGUGAAUGGAUCGGAUUCAGCUAGUCAAACCUCUGUAGUAAGUGGUCCAAUAUUGCCUGUAUCGACUAGUGGUUCCUGUUCCCAUGAAACAAUACCUAACUAUGUUUAUCCAUUGUCAUCAUCAGUCACAGCAACAAAGAAAAGAUCAAAAUAUACUCGUGUUCGCGGCAAAACAUCAACUGAAGACAUUUGUGAAAAAGAUAUAUUAACACCAGUGUCUAGUACUACCACUGCUACUGUUGCAUCAUUAUCUGUUUCCCAAUCGACAAUCUCAACCAAUAACCAUAAUCAUACACUUUAUUCACAAAUGUCUCGAUCAGAAUACAACACUAGAGAAUAUUUUAAUUUUAAUCAGAAUGAUGAAAUCAAUUCUAAUGAACAAAUAACUCAUGAAAGAAAAAACAAUUGGUUUACACGUGCUGUUUCUGCUCCGGAUACACCUCGUUCUUGGAAAAAAGAUGUUUAUAGCGUAGAUAAUAAACGAAAUAUGAUAACAACAACACCAGUGACAUCAGGAACAACGACUACUACAACUAUAAGAACACGGAAGAUAAUUGACAGUUCUGUAAAAAAACUUUAUCCUACUCAAAAGACUGUGGAAACAUCUUUCAUCAAUCGAGUCGCUGCUCAAAAUAGACCUAAGGAUUUGGCUUUAGAACAAUUCACACCACCAACACAUACCUAUGAAGUUUGUGCUAAUCGACUAAUAAUGAAUGAGUCGAUUACUGGUGGAGAUUGUCCGAACGCAUUGCCAUUAUUUAACAGACCUAAAAAUAAAUCAUCUCAACAACGAUCUUAUUCGGCUACGCAACUAAUUCCUUCAAGUUCUCCUAAACAACACAAUCCUCCUCCUUCUACAAUUGUUGAUGAUUCUGUCAAUCUAUAUUCAACAAAUAGUUUACAUCAUUUUCUUGAUGAUACAAAUACAAUUCAUGCUCUGAAUUACAAUUAUGGUGAUCGUUGUCAACAGCGUAAUCAGUCGAAGGAUUUGCGUGCAUCUGUGGAUAUAACUUCAAAGGCUUUAUUGAUGUCAUCAAUAUCAUCAUCAAAUUAUCAUGAUUCAAAGAAUCGUUUGCCUGCUGUCAAAAAAUAUUCUUCACAAUACCUUACCACUAUGCAAGAGACAAACUGUCGAAUGAACAGUGAAUCUGUGCCCAAGAGCUCAACACAUACUCCAAACUCAACUUCGUCUCAAUUUCAAUCAGAUGAUUUAAAUUCAUGUAGAUCAGCUGUCGAAUCACUUCAUGCUCUUCGUGUAGCCUUAGAUUUGGCUAUUAGUCGAUUAACUAAAUUAUCUUGUUAUAAUCAUAAAAGUGAAGAACAUACAAAUCUAUGUCAAAUUGUUACUGAACAACUUGAAUGGAGAUUUUCACGUUUACGUGCUAUGCUUGGUCUAUCACCAGUUUGUGUUGAAGCACCAGUGGCUCGUGUAUUAAUUGCAGAUAUUGUAGAACGCUUGAUUCCAGAGUUAAAGUCAGCUUCUUCAAUGCUAGACAAUACAGAUGCUUUAAACAACAGUACUAACGAUGACAAUGUAGAUAUUGAUAAUCCAGAUAGUCAAGUGAACAGCGAAAAUAAAUCACAAUUCCAAAAAGCAAUGAAUUUGUCUGAUACUUCUGUAUAUAAGAUGACCGAAAUGAAUGACAAUUCAACUAUCAUCAAUCAUAAAACUGUGAAUAUUGUUAAUCGCGAUGGUUAUAUUGACAAUAAUAAUAAUAAAACGAGAGAUGGGAAAAUGAGAAACGUAACUCAUUAUAAAGAACAUGAUGAUGACAAUGGUGAUAUUCAUGAAACAUUUAUGCAAGAAAAUAAGACUCUCGAAACUAGCUGAAGAAAAGUUACCAUACUUUCGGUCUUUCUAUACUUGUUUUUUUUCGUUAAUUUUGUAUUCAUUGUUUUUAUUCGAGGUUUUUUAACGAAAUGUAACAGCUCUAUUUAUGGUAUGUACAUACUACUUAUUUUUCAUUUUAGUAUUAAAUUCAAUAAACUUUUGACCAUUUGAAUUUUUUCUAAUUAUAAAAUAUUGAACAGAUAGAAACAAACACUUUUGGAAAUAUAAUAUAGCGGAUACUACAUAUAUGCAUUUAGCGCCUUUUUUUUCAAAAUCUUACUCAGCGUAAUUUGUGACGAGUGAACAUAAUCUGUUUUGGUGUGUAAGUAUAGUCUUACCUAUAAUAUCGCCUUUCACUGGAUAACUGUUGAUUGGUCAUACUUUUAAUAAUAAUAAUAAAGUACACAAUCGUUUUACGUCACUAUGUAUGCGCACAAUGUUACGCUUACUAUAUUUUCAAAUUGUCGUCAAAAAAGAAGCUUUUAUUUUUCUUCCUGUAAUACUCAGUAUGUUUCUUCUUAGUUGUUUUUGGAUGCAUUUUAUUGUGAAUUAAAAAUGCAAAUUAUGUACACAAUUAACAAAUAAUCUUUAUCAUUGCAUGUUUAUUAAAUUAUAUACACCAAUAUUUUGCCAAAUUACAUCCGUUGUUUUAAUCAACUAGACAAAAUAUUGAAUAAACCUCGCCAUUAUCUCUGUUAUAUAUAUAUAUAUCUUAUAGUUAUAUUUUGUUUAGUUCUGAAUCAUUAUUUUUAUUUAUUAUCUCUUUUUUUAAGAGUCUUCGUUACCUAAACUUUCAACUAAACUCAAUACUGUUGUUGUGUAUGUAUAUAUCUAGUGAUUUUUUUUCCCUGCUGAACACUAUAUCGUUCUUUUUUUUAUUACUUUGGUUUUCUAUUUAUGUCUGUGUAUAUGUGUAAGUUUACAACUUGGAUUCGCAUAUACAUAUUGAAACCUUCCAUUGCUUACUCUAUCCAUUCUUCUUUGCUUUCUGAUUGGAUUGAUUAAUAUUAAUAAUAAUUAAACAAUUAUAUUAGCUAUCUAUUCAUUGAAAUUAUUGGGAAUUUGUUUCUCAAUUAUGAUUGAUUUGUUUAUCAUUUAUCUAAAAAAAUUUGUAGAGGAAAAUAAUUAUACUUUAAAAAAAAUUAAGCAUAUUAUGAUAGGCGAUAUAUGUUUAAUGUAAUGAAAAUCAUAGUGAUAAUAAUAAAUAUAUACAGAAGCAGUUUCUUCUCUUCGAAUAUGACUGACUGUAUAAUCUUCGCUAACGUUCUGGAUUUCGUCUAACACAUUACUAUUAUUAUUUAGAUGAACAUUUUUUUGGAAAAAAUAAAGAUUGUCAGACAAAUACAUUUAGUUAUUUAU